Messenger RNA from Erythranthe guttata (spotted monkey flower), 1259 nucleotides. Its product is annotated as trigger factor. The record is from RefSeq and is a predicted model, not a curated record. NCBI's taxonomy places the organism in Eukaryota, Viridiplantae, Streptophyta, Magnoliopsida, Lamiales, Phrymaceae.
AAUCUUGCCCCAAAAGUUAUGUUCGCUUAAAUAUUUCUCCUUUCAUUUUUCAAUUUUCACCUUCUCUGUUUCUUCUUCUUCACCGAGCCGCCAAACGCUUCCGCCGUCAGCUACCGUGCAGUCUCACCGCCGCCGUCGCUUCAAUUAGGUUAUAAUAGAACUCGAACAGAAGAGAUGGAUGAUGUAAUAACAGACUUACCACCACCAUCAAGAUUCUUGUUGGAAGAUCUGAACAACUUCACUCCUCGGCCACCUCACCUCCCGUCUCCGUUCCUCGUAUUCUCAUCUCCGAAUUCCACCAAAAUUUUCUGCCCCUCAAUUCUUAUAAUCGCCUUAUCUUCCCCAUCUCUUCACUUCUUACACCACUUAUCCCCCAAAACCCUAAUCGGGACACUUAUUCUCCCAGAAAUCCCGUUCUCCGGUAACUCCACUAAACCCUCGCUCAAAGACAAAUCAUGCAACAUAUACACCCUCAACGAAAAAGCUGACGAAACCAUCAUGAUUGCCUUGGUCCAAUUUUCCGUCACUUCAGAGAGAGCCCAUGCAGUGUCGAAGCUUCUGAUUGGUGGAAAGAUAAACCCUCGGAGGGUUUUGAUUCUUGAUUCUGUUGAAAGGCGCAACUUUCGCGGGAAGCUUUCGUCUGACGAGGCAAUUGCCUUCAAGCUGGUGACAUCAUCAGAAAGAGGAAAUUUGACAGCUGGCGAUUCAUCGGUGGUUAAAGGGUUGGAUUAUUAUCCGUCGGGCAGUGUGGUGGAUGGAUUGGGUGCUGCUUUACUGAGUCGGUGUGAGCUAAAGAAGAUUAAGGGAACUCUGUGCGUUUCUUGGCCUGAUUUAGGUGUUCCGGUUAUGACUCUGGUUAAGUCUCUGCUGGUUAAGGAUGUCUUAACUGGGGUUAGUUACAGUGAUGAUGGAGAUUACGAGGCGGAGUACUUGAAAUUGAGCCGCAGAAAGGAUCGUGUCGACUCUGAUCUCUACACAUGAUUGAUCUUUUUGGAAUUGUUAGUUGCCCUUUUAUUUUCGGAAAUUAGAAUCGGUUGAGUUGUAAUCUUUUACGGAUUUAACUAUCUUAUUACAUGAAUUUUUGUACGAACCAUGGUCCAGAAUCUUUUCUAUGAAGUUAUAUCAAGGAAUUUAGCAGAGAGGGGUCAAUCUGCAUAUGACACAUUGUAUCCUUUUUAAGUAUAUGCAAGAGCAGCGUCCGUAGAUCUCUGUCUUGUUCGAUAAGUUAUUACAGGUGUUCUGUUUUUCUUUUUCUUUAC